Messenger RNA from Pneumocystis jirovecii RU7, 624 nucleotides. RefSeq lists its product as uncharacterized. The coding region runs from base 1 to 624 and encodes 207 amino acids. The record is from RefSeq and is a predicted model, not a curated record. Gene Ontology annotation, biological process: small GTPase-mediated signal transduction. The transcript is spliced from 5 exons. Gene Ontology annotation, molecular function: GTP binding; GTPase activity. Lineage: Eukaryota; Fungi; Ascomycota; Pneumocystomycetes; Pneumocystales; Pneumocystaceae.
AUGGAUGAAUUUCAAGAAACAAAGCUUCAUCCAAGACCAGAUUUUAUCAAGAAAUUAGUGGCCGUUGGAGACGGAGGAUGCGGGAAAACAUGUUUACUGAUUGUAUAUAGCCAAGGAUCAUUUCCAGAGAAAUAUGUUCCGACAGUUUUUGAGAACUAUAUUGCAAAUGUAUACUAUGGAUCAAGCAAUAAGAUUGUAGAGUUGGCUUUGUGGGAUACAGCGGGACAAGAAGAAUAUGAUAGGCUUCGGCCGCUAAGCUACCCAGAAAGCGACGUUAUUUUGAUUUGUUUUGCAAUUGAUUAUCCUCCAAGCCUGGAAAAUGUCACAGAUAAGUGGUAUCCCGAAGUCACACAUUUCUGCCCGGAUAUACCUAUUGUCCUUGUUGGCUUAAAAUCUGAUUUAAGGAGAAACCAAAAUGCAAUUAGACUUUUGAGAGCACAAGGCCUCUUCCCUGUUACAUAUCAGCAGGCUGUUGCAGUGGCGGAUGAAAUCAAAGCACAGUAUAUGGAAUGUUCUUCAAAAGAAAACGUUGGCGUCAAAGAAGUUUUUAAUCUUGCAAUUUCUUUAGCUAUAGGCCGCAAGCGGUUCCGAAAAUUACGCAAAAGCAUUUGCCAAAUCUUGUAA